Messenger RNA from Knipowitschia caucasica, 1977 nucleotides. The record is from the annotation of a GenBank genome assembly. NCBI's taxonomy places the organism in Eukaryota, Metazoa, Chordata, Actinopteri, Gobiiformes, Gobiidae.
AUGGAUCGCUGUAAGCAUGUGGGGCGUCUUCAUCUGGGGCAAGACCAUUCGAUCCUUAAUCCUCAAAAAUGGCAGUGUGUGGAGUGUAACACCACUGACUCUGUGUGGGCCUGUCUCAAGUGCUCCCAUGUGGCCUGUGGGCACUUUGUGGAGGAGCAUUCUCUCAAACACUUUCAGGAGUCACAGCACCCACUAGCCAUAGAGGUCCGUGAAUUAGAUGUUUUUUGCUUUGCCUGUGGAGACUAUGUACUGAAUGACAAUGCAGAGGGAGAUCUCAAACUCCUCAGAGGUGCCCUCUCUACAGUCCGCAGCUCGGGCAAACGUUCACUCCGCUCCUCUGCUGGAGGGGAUGGAGCCCCCUGUCUUUUAGAAAAUGGGACCCACCCAGGCAUGCAGUUUGCCUCGCGCUACAGGAGGAAAGCACUUUUGGGAAAGAUGUUUAACAUGUGGAUGAAGAAACACACUGAACUGCAAGAACAGCGACAAGAAAAACUUGAAGAAGAAAAAAGACAAAAGAAGGAAGUGAAGAAGAGACUACUGGAAGAACUGGGAAGCGUGCCUCCCAGAAAGAGUGCUCGUCUUCUCACUCAGGGGCCUCGAUCCACCAUCACACUCAUUCCCCGUAAGUUUAGGGACCCUCCAGAACGGCUACCUCCGGCCCCCAAAAAGCCCAAUCCUCUACCCUUAUCCCCCAAGCCCUCUCAAAACGGGAGAGCUACAAAGUUGCGGAAAUAUUACUCCACACAUGCUGUUUCGCGGCGCAGACUGGCUCCUGGCGUCACUGGCUUGCGUAACCUUGGAAACACAUGUUACAUGAACUCAAUACUGCAGGUGCUCAGUCACUUGCAGAAAUUCAGGGAGUGUUUUCUCACAUUGGACCUGUGUGAAACAGAGGUGCUGGCUAAGAGUAAUCACACUCAGCAGGUGAAGGAUGCAGCAGGAGGCGUUGUUAGUUGUGUUGACACAGCUCUGUCAGGAUGUCCUCUUGGAGGAAUUGGGAAAGAAGCGAGCUUGAGUCUGUCUGAGAGCAUGAAGGAAGCUGCCCCUCCAGCUCAGUCCGCGGAGCUGGUCCAGCCCAAAGAGCCGCGCAGCUCCGCCCGUCAGCGCAUGUCUCUGUGCCAUGAGUUACAUACACUUUUCAGGGUGAUGUGGUCUGGCCGCUGGUCACUAGUGUCUCCUUUUGCCAUGCUACACUCUGUGUGGAACCUCAUCCCAGCGUUUCGUGGCUACGACCAACAGGACGCUCAGGAGUUUCUGUGUGAGCUGCUUGACAAAGUUCAACAGGAGCUGGACACUGAAGGAUCAAAGUGCAGGAUUGUUAUCCCCAUCACACAGAGACGACUUUCUAAGAAAGUGUUAAAAGUUCUCAAUACCAUCUUUCAUGGGCAGCUCCUCAGCCAGGUGACGUGUUUGUCUUGUAAGCACAAGUCUAACACCAUCGAGCCAUUCUGGGACUUGUCUCUGGAGUUUCCAGAACGUUAUCACAGUGUAGAAAAAGGAUCCGGCUCCACAGCUUACCAGCGCAGCUGCACUCUCACUGAGAUGUUGUCCAAGUUCACUGAAAUGGAGGCUCUUGAAGGCAGGAUUUACGCCUGUAAUCACUGCAACAAAAGGAGAAGAAAAUCCUCUCGCAAACCCUUAAUUUUGUCAGAAGCGAAAAAGCAGCUUCUGAUCUACCGUUUACCUCAGGUUCUACGGCUGCACCUCAAGCGCUUCAGAUGGUCGGGGCGUAAUCAUCGGGACAAGAUCGGUGUCCAUGUGGCCUUUGACCAGGUCCUGAACAUCAAAGCGUACUGCUGCACAGACGCGGGUCAGUCUGUGCACAGAGGAGGGUACGUGUACGAUCUGUCUGCUGUAGUCAUGCAUCACGGCAAAGGCUUCGGCUCAGGGCACUACACCGCAUACUGCUACAACACUGAAGGAGGUUUCUGGGUUCACUGUCUGCAUAGAAACCUCACAGGCUCAACAUUUCACUAA